CGUGCGGAUAUCGAUCUCUCACAAAAUUGUUAAUGAUGACAUGGGGAAAACUAGAUAUACCGUUUUUCUAGUGUACAUUCAUGCUAUUGAUUCGUGGUGUAUAAGCAAUACAUUUUUGAGGCUUCACUACCCCUCUUGAGGGAGUUCAUGUUGAAUAUACUCUGUCCCCUACCCUAUCUACGUCGUACAGGUGUAAGGAAAAAAAAGAGGAAAAGAGAAAAGAAAUAGCAGAGUUGCGGAGUCGCUGUGGUACCCACACGAACUUCUCAACCUGGUAGUGAUUCAAUUACCAUUAGUCUAUCUUUCAUUCGGUGUAACGUCUGUCUCGUCCAUUCUGUGUUUGAUUAAUUAAACAACGGAAGCUAAAUAUUGCAAUGGAUUUAAAGGAAGAAAACGAAAGUGCAAACGAAAAUAGUAGGCAACUAUUUUUGGUGGGUGCACCGCGUGAUCCUUUAGUAUCCACUGGAGCGAUCGUCGCUUCCGCUGGAGCACCAGACGAGAUCAACCCCGGAGGAGAUCUACAGUCGACUGCUCUGGCUGGUCUGAUAGGCGCUCAAUCUUCCUCAGUUUGCUUUCCUACAAAAUUCUCGUAUGACUUUUCACCAAGUCCGGGAAGCGAGGAUAGACAAUCAACUGGAGUUGGAAAAAGGAAACAGCGGAGAUACCGCACCACAUUUACAAACUUUCAAUUAGAAGAAUUAGAAAGAGCGUUUCAGAAGACACAUUAUCCUGAUGUAUUUUUUAGAGAAGAGCUUGCUCUACGUAUCCAAUUGACAGAAGCAAGGGUACAGGUAUGGUUUCAAAACAGAAGAGCAAAGUGGCGAAAACAAGAAAAACAAUGUAAAGUAACCACUCACUUGACCUCGCAUAUGCCACCUUCUGAAUGUCAAGAAGUACAACAACAACAGCAACAGCAGCCACAAUCAGAUCAUUUGUUACUGGAACCACCGUUGGGUAGCCCACCACCUAUAUAUCUUGGCAUGGAAUGGGCAGGAUUUUCACCAUAUAGUAACACAGCCACUACAUCACCUCUUGUGGUUAAUAGUAUGAAUAAGCCAUUAGAAUCAGAGGCAGAUGACAAUCCUUUGCUGGAUCCAGAACUGUUACAACUAAAAACUCCACGUUCCUAAUAGUACCAAUCCAAAUCUAUGCUGUAGUGGAACUGAUUAAUAACAUUCCUUAUAUUAUGUAACGUUUUUAAAGAGCAAAGUGUCUGAUGCAAACAAUUCUUUGCAAUGUCACUUAAAUCUCACCAUGUAUCGUGCAAUAUAUGGCCAUCAAAAGUGUCAUGUACGUUACUACCAGUUUUAACUGGUAUGUUAUAAUUUCAAGAUGAGGGACCAGAGACUUAUUAUAAGAAACGAUAUAAAAAUUAAAAUUCAAAUAUGCUUGGAAUAUU
Bombus pyrosoma is the source of this 1399-nucleotide messenger RNA. RefSeq names its product homeobox protein ARX-like. Gene Ontology annotation, biological process: regulation of transcription by RNA polymerase II. The record is from RefSeq and is a predicted model, not a curated record. The coding region runs from base 375 to 1130 and encodes 251 amino acids. Gene Ontology annotation, molecular function: DNA-binding transcription factor activity, RNA polymerase II-specific; RNA polymerase II transcription regulatory region sequence-specific DNA binding. Lineage: Eukaryota; Metazoa; Arthropoda; Insecta; Hymenoptera; Apidae. The transcript is spliced from 3 exons.